CUAUAAUUGAGAUUUAUUCCCAAAAUAGUCCUUUGUAAUAAGGUAUUUUUCCAAAUCAGUCUUCAAUAAGUUUUAAUUACCUAGGUGGUCCUCUAUAAUUGAGAUUUAUCCCCAAGAUGGUCCUUCAUAAAGAAUGUUACUCAAAUGAGGAUUAAUUGAGGAAUGACAAUUUCUACUUGACCGGUUAGAUGAAUGAAGUAUUCGGUUCGAUCUAAUAGAUGAAGAGUUGAAAAGAAAAAAAUGAUAGAUAUAUAUACUGUUGGAGUUCCCACAUCGGAAAAUAAAGAUGAGUAUCACUUGCAUAUAUUGAAGGAUGAAGCCCUACCUAUCAGCUUAAGCUUUUGGGUUAGAAUUGUGGAUCCCGACUUUAUAUGCAAGUGGUUAAUUUUACCCGACACUCUAUCCGUUGUUCUCGGCCCACCGGAAUUUCUACAUGGUAUCAGAGCAGGUCCGGUCCGGGUUUGAUUGUUCCUGGUUGUUUGGAUGUGGGUUUAGCAAAAAUGAGCUACCCAUAUGUGGUUUGGGUUGAGUUGGCUAAAAAGAGAUUGAGAUGCCACUGCCCGUUGUGUGGGCUAGCUAUAAGAGAUUGAGAUGCUAUACCCGCUUGUCCAAGUGCUAACUAGGCCAGGCUAGUUACCACUUGCGGGGGAGUGUUGGAGUUCCCAAAUAAAGAUGAGUAUCACUU
This is a messenger RNA of Cuscuta campestris, 685 nucleotides long. NCBI's taxonomy places the organism in Eukaryota, Viridiplantae, Streptophyta, Magnoliopsida, Solanales, Convolvulaceae. The record is from the annotation of a GenBank genome assembly.